Striga hermonthica is the source of this 1512-nucleotide messenger RNA. The record is from the annotation of a GenBank genome assembly. Lineage: Eukaryota; Viridiplantae; Streptophyta; Magnoliopsida; Lamiales; Orobanchaceae.
AUGGUAGAUUCAUCACAAGGAAAUGAAAAAGUUCAGAGGUACGAAAUAUGGACAUCUGAAGAGAGUAAUGAACUGCUUAGACUCAUAGUUGAUGCAGCCAAGCGUGGAUGGCGUGAUAAGUCUGGAAAUUUGAGUAAAGUAACUGUAGAGAAACAUAUAUUGCCCUCUCUUAAUGCAAAGCUUGGAACUGAGAAGACGUAUUCUCAAUAUAAAAGUCGUGUAAAAUGGUUUAAGAAGCAAUACGAUAAAUAUGCCAAGCUUAUGCGACAUAACUCGGGCUUUGGCUGGAACGACGUGUCCAAGAAAUUUACUGCUGAUGAGCAUGUGUGGGACGAAUACUUUAGGUCUCAUCCUGGGGAUACGAGUUACAAGACAGACACUUUUUCUGAUUAUGAAGAUCUGAGAAUUGCUGUUGGAUGUGGAACUGCUAUUGGCACAAACUCAAUUGCAAUAGGCGAUGAUGUUGAAGAAACGACUUUUGAGACGGAAGAAAGAAUGGAAAAUAUUAAUUCCAUAGGCGACCCGAUGCUUGAUCCAGAUUCCGAGGUGUUCGUUAACACUAAUAACCCUCUUGACGAUAUGCCAUUAUCUCCGAUGCACUCUCCACCAUUCGCUCAACACAAAAGUUCAGAAAAACGUCCAUCCGUUCGAAAGCGAAACAGAACUAAUUUUGAAGCAAACCCUAAAAGCACUGCAUCUGACUCUGACAACCUCACGGAAAGUGUUAACAAGAUUGUCCGUGCUCUUGAGUCUGUUGACACUAAAGAGUAUAACUGUUGGGGCAUUAUAAAGGAGAUUCCAAACUUGGAUGACGAUUCCCGCUUCAAGGAUGCUAUUGGAGCUAUCGAUGGAACUCAUAUUCCGGCAAUGGUGACUGAAAAAAAUGCCCCAAGUCAUAGAAAUCGCCAUGGGAUUAUUUCACAAAACGUUUUGGCUGCUUGCAACUUUGAUCUAGAAUUCAUUUAUGUACUUAGCGGCUGGGAAGGUUCAGCACAUGACUCCAAAAUACUCAGUGAUGCUUUAACUAGGAAAAAUGGACUCAAAGUACCUCAAGGUAAAUGGUUUCUCGUGGAUUGUGGAUUUCCAAAUCGGCGUCAAUUUUUGGCUCCUUUUCGAGGUACUAGAUAUCACCUUCAAGAUUUUUCUGGUCAAGGGCGUCAUCCUGAAAAUGCAAAGGAACUAUUUAAUCUUCGUCACGCUUCUUUGAGGAAUGUAGUGGAGCGAAUAUUUGGCAUAUUUAAAUCCCGUUUCACAAUUUUCAAAGCAGCCCCUCCUUUCCCAUAUCGGACACAAGCAGAGCUAGUCUUAGCUUGCGCAGGAUUACAUAAUUUUCUGCGCAAAGAGUGUCGGUCUGACGAAUUUCCAGUUGAUGUUGAAGAUGGAGUUUCAGCAGAAGAUGAAGCGCAAAAUUUUGGACCAUAUUUUGAGAGUCAAGAAACUGAAAGAGAAGCUGCAAAUGCAUGGAGAUUGAGUUUGGCAACGAACAUGUGGAAUGAUGUUGGAAAUAUUUGA